CCGCCUCUGGACGCGUGUGCCGUCGUCGCCGUGUCCCUUUGGACUACCCGUAAUCUCGGCCCGGCUGAUGCUCCCCGAUUAUCUCGCCAUCUCCCCGUCUCGCACAGAGCGCAGCAUCCAAAGAACACAAGCGCCGCAGGCUUAAUUCCGUAACUCGACUUAAUUUCGCUGUUUUCUUGUUAUAUUUUCGAAUCGUUUGGUGUUUUCGGGAAGUAUUCGGGGUCAUCUAAAAUUAAAAGUGUUUCCAAGUUUCUAUAAUGUGUCAUUCCGAUCGUGCGUGCGUGUUAAGUAAUGCAAACAAAUAAAUGAUAAUGAUAAAAAGGCGAUAAACGUUUAAAGCUCUGAAGAAGAAAAGAGAUUCGUUUAAUUGCGCAUCGCACUGCGGAGAGAGAAAGUGCCCGCGGAGUGCCAGAGUUCAGGAGCGGAGACGCCUCGCUGACAGGUUCCUGCUGUCUUCCAUAUUGCACCAUCGCUCAUCGCUCAUCUCUCAUCGAGGAGCCAUCAAAGUUCGGCAUCCCGGCCCUUGGUUUCAUCACAUGGCCGACGACGACUUGCGGGCUCUGGUCGACAGCCUGGAUGACGCCUCGCAGGAGGACCUGGCCAAGGUCAUCGCCAACUUCUCGCUGGACAUGCUGCAGCGGGCCAGCGCCCUAAUUGGCGCCCAGCAGCCGCACAGUGGGGCGCUGCUCCACAAUCGCACGCAGCAGUGUCAGGAACAGGGGGACCUGGAGGCACUGACAGCUGGUGGCGAGCGGAUUUUACAAUGUCCCAGUUCGUUCGAUUCGGUUCUGUGUUGGCCCCGCACAAAUGCCGGCAGCCUGGCUGUUUUACCCUGUUUCGAAGAAUUCAAGGGUGUGCACUACGACACCACAGAAAACGCCACUCGCUUUUGUUUUGCGAACGGAACCUGGGAUCGCUAUUCGGACUAUGAUCGUUGUCAUCAGAACUCAGGUUCCAUACCCGUAGUGCCGGAUUUCUCACCCAAUGUCGAACUGCCGACUAUAAUAUAUGCCUGUGGUUAUUUCCUAAGCUUUGCCACCUUGGUGGUGGCUCUUAUCAUAUUCCUCAGCUUUAAAGAUCUGCGUUGUCUGCGAAACACCAUUCAUGCGAAUCUAUUCGUAGCCUAUUCCACCUCAGCCCUCCUUUGGAUUCUCACCUUGUUUCUGCAAGUGAUAACAACAGAGUCUAGUCAGGCUGGCUGCAUAACGCUGGUCAUCAUGUACCAAUACUUCUACCUAACAAACUUUUUCUGGAUGUUUGUGGAGGGCCUCUAUCUGUACACGUUGGUGGUGCAAACGUUCUCCAGUGAUAACAUUAGCUUUAUUACCUACGCCCUGAUAGGCUGGGGCUGCCCAGCUAUAUGCAUUUUAGUGUGGUCCAUUGCCAAGGCAUUUGCCCCACACCUCGAGAAUGAGCAUUUUAAUGGGCUGGAAAUUGACUGCGCCUGGAUGCGUGAGUCUCACAUUGACUGGAUUACUAAGGGACCCGCCUCACUGGCUCUGCUUGUUAAUUUAGUAUUUCUCAUACGCAUCAUGUGGGUACUCAUCACUAAAUUGCGAUCUGCUCAUACGCUGGAAACGCGACAGUAUUAUAAAGCCUCGAAGGCGCUGCUGGUGCUGAUCCCUCUCUUUGGGAUCACCUAUCUGGUGGUGCUAACUGGCCCGGAACACGGCAUCAGUCGCAAUCUCUUCGAUGCCAUAAGGGCCUUCCUCCUCAGCACGCAGGGCUUCUUUGUGGCGCUGUUCUACUGUUUCCUAAACUCAGAGGUGCGCCAGACGCUGAGGCAUCGCUUCAACCGAUGGCGCGAGAGCAGGAAUAUCCACCGGAACAGCUCCAUCAAGAAUCGCAGGCAUCGCGCCUCAAAAGACUACUCGCUGAGAUCGCGAACCGAAAGUCUACGCACGGAGGAAUGUGUGAUCUGCCUCCGUCCUUCGCCGCACACGCGAUUGGGAUCUCUUCAACGCUACCACAGCAUCGAUAUUACAGAUUUUGUCUAGGUAUUUUUCUUUUGUGAAGGGCAAUUUUUUAGUCCACUUUGUUGCGCUUCAGCUGCUUUUUAACUGCCUCGAAAUAAUGCACUCUGUGUCUUAGAGCAAAUUUAUCUCCAGAUAGAAUGAAAGCGCUUGCUGCUAAAGACUUUUCGAUCUUCAUUACAUCUUUAUUUCAUCU
This is a messenger RNA of Drosophila rhopaloa, 2169 nucleotides long. RefSeq names its product diuretic hormone receptor (gene Dh44-R2). Gene Ontology annotation, biological process: cell surface receptor signaling pathway; adenylate cyclase-modulating G protein-coupled receptor signaling pathway. The record is from RefSeq and is a predicted model, not a curated record. The transcript has 12 exons. Gene Ontology annotation, molecular function: peptide hormone binding; diuretic hormone receptor activity; G protein-coupled peptide receptor activity. Gene Ontology annotation, cellular component: plasma membrane. Lineage: Eukaryota; Metazoa; Arthropoda; Insecta; Diptera; Drosophilidae. Bases 537 to 1997 code for a protein of 486 amino acids.